Kockovaella imperatae is the source of this 3780-nucleotide messenger RNA. RefSeq lists its product as hypothetical. Lineage: Eukaryota; Fungi; Basidiomycota; Tremellomycetes; Tremellales; Cuniculitremaceae. Gene Ontology annotation, biological process: autophagy; endosomal vesicle fusion; vesicle-mediated transport. The transcript has 11 exons. Gene Ontology annotation, cellular component: fungal-type vacuole membrane; cytoplasm. The record is from RefSeq and is a predicted model, not a curated record. The coding region runs from base 81 to 3773 and encodes 1230 amino acids.
CAGCGCUGCAGCUCGCUGGAUUGCUAUAGAUCCCACGAACCACAACCCGGUAGCAUGGGGGAUACAUAUAGAGGAGUAUCAUGACGAGCGAUCUGGAGCCAUUUCAGCUAUCAAAUGUAUUGACAGAUUUGUAUCAUCAGAAGGAUCUGUUAGACCUCUCCGCACCGGGUCCUUCAUCUCCUCCCCGGAACAAUGCCACACCUACAGGAGGGACAGGCUCUCUGUUCGCUUCCGCUUCGUCUAUCGUCGGUGCAGCAGGGAGAAGAGCAGCAGCCGUCGCUUCGGGUCAAGGCUCACCUGCAUCUCCAAGCCGCCUGGGCCGGUCGACUGGAUUAGAACGCGACGAUAGUGUUGACGGUACCGGGGGAGCAGAUUCAUCAAAGGGAUCAUCGGAGCAGAGAAUAGAGAUCAGAUGUGUGGAGGCUUAUGGGAGUAACCUGUAUCUCGGCAGAUCCGACGGAGUGAUUGAAUGGUGGACUUGUGAUGGAUCACCGGGGUCAAAUCAGAAUAAUCCCGGAUGGACACUUCGCAACAAGCACACACUCUUCCCUCGACGUCCAAUGAAUCGCCUGACCAUCUUACCUCAAGUAUCGAGAUGUUUUGCCCUCUCAGAAGGGACCAUCCACCCAUUAUCCCUGCCUUUCCUCGAACCUUUACCAUCUACGGUCGUCGCGCCACUAAGAGGCGUCGUGAGCGUGAUUCUAGAUGACGAUGAGCUAGAAUGGGACGGAGAAGGAUCAGAAAAUAAUCGAACGGAAAUGACAGUCGUGAUCGUUCGCCGGAGAGGCCUGGGGAUAUAUAGAAUGGGAGGUAGAAUGAUACCCCAAAAGGAAAUCCCCCUACCUUCCCCUCCUUCUGUUCACGCUCUCGCUUCCAACUACCUCUGUGCAUGUCUUCCACAUUCUUCCACCUACGCCUUGAUCGACUUUUCCGACGCAUCCUUGACGGAAGUCUUGCCCGUAUCUCAAGUAGAACCUUCGCAAUUGGGUUUCGACCCAAAACCCAAUAUCGCCGUCGUUCCUGGAGAAGGCGAGUUCCUAGUAACGAGUUACACCGGAGUCAACACGAUGGGUGUGUUCCUCAACGGUCAAGGAGAUCCGGUCAGAGGAACUGUUGAAUGGGCUCAUCAUCCAUUAUCUCUCACCGUCGAAUCAGGGUACAUCCUCGCCCUGCUUCGCAAUCACUCUAUCUCUAUUCACACCCUUUCAGACCUCGAAGCGCCGGUCCAAACCAUCUCUUUAGACCCAACCACCAGCCCGUUUGCGUUCAGCUAUACGCCAUAUGGCGUGGCCAUCCGCAAUUGGAUCCGAGACGACCGCAUGGCAUCCUCACGUAUGAUCCUGCUCAGUGGCAAAGUCGCGCCAUCCACCUCGUCAAGUUCGUCCAAACCUAUCUCCAUCCCCACAUCUCAAGCGCCAGACUCCAUGACAUCUCCAUCGAACUCUGAUCCACUGGACGAGCCGCCUUCCGGCUCAGGAUUGACUCCGCCAUCUUCACCUCCUCCCUUCUCUCGCCGUCCUAUCGCUCCUCAGCGGAGCUCCUCCCUAAUUCGCGCCACGGCGCCCUCUGCAAAAUCGCCAUUCUCCACCACAAUCACAGAGACUUUAAUCGUCGGUCCCAAUGGCCUUCAAGCGAUUUCACCGACAUCAGCCAUCACAAAGCUUGAGAUUCUAUGCAAAGAUGGCAAAAUAGACGAUGCGAUGGUCGUCGUGGAGGAAGAACGGCAGAGAGGCAAAAAGGGUCAAUUUGACGGAAGCAAGGCCAUCCAUCAAGGGACCAUGCGAUUCCUUCAUCUCUAUCUCGCUUGCUACUUGAUCAUGGAGACUCGAUUCGAGGCUGCUGGUGAUCAUCUGUAUCGAGGCAAGAUUGAUCCAAGGCUACUCGUUAGACUCUUUGCGAGAUUGCGAGGCAAAGUGAUCGGCUCAGCAGAGGAGAUUGACGUGUUUGAAGGUCUCAAGCAGACCUUGAUGGAUAUGCCUACCGUUGAGACCAUUAUUACCACCAGUAUCAAGCGAAACUACUCACCACACGUCUCACCCGACACUGCGCAUGCACCUGAAACGAUCGAACUGCGUCACGCUCUCGAAGACGAAGCCAAUGCCAUGUUGACCGAGUUCCUCCGAAAGACCCGGACGGCAAGACGCAAAGGUGGUGGUGCAAGGGGAUUGGACUCUGCCAAGAUCGACAUGGUGAUCGAUACGACGCUCGCCAAGCUGUUAGCAGACGCAGGCACGACCAAUGAGUUACUGGCUCUUUUGGCUGGACCGAACGAUGUGGUCCUUGGUGAACUUGAGCCGUUCUUAGAAAAACGACCAUACGUCUUGUCAACGGUCAUGAGGCAGCAAGGCAAGAUUGAGAGAACGUUGGCCAUUCUCAAAGGUAUUGCUGAAAGUCCCGAGGGCGAUCCAUUGUGCGAGGACCCUGUCGACGAGAUUGCUCAACAACUGGACGGGAUGACGGAUCCACAGCUUUUGCGUCAAUAUGCGCUCUGGCUGGUCGGGCGAGAUCCUACAAAGGGGUUGGAGAUCCUCAUUUCGCAGAGCGGAAACGGCGGAGUCAAGCUGGACGACGAAGAGCUCCUUGGUGAACUCCGACAGAUCAGUGAAGACGCCGCCAAUGUGUACCUUGAACACGUAGUUGUUCAGAAGCGCAGCCCCAGUCGACCUUUACACGAAGAGCUUUUGACCAAGUUGAUCGAUACGGCAGAGAAGCAAGGUGUGGACGAUGGCAUAAAGUAUCACUUAGAAGAACUGGAGUCCGAAUUCCGCCUCGGACCUGAAUCUCAACCGUUUUGCGUUUUCUUGGCCGACGUCGCACCGCAGACACCAAUCAAAUUGACUCGUCUGAAGCUUCAGCUCUUCCUAUGUGGUUCACCAUUCUACUCUCUUCAAGCUGCCUCUGCGCGGCUCGCUACGAUACCGUGGCUAAAAUACGAACUGGCCAUUGUCCUCGGACGACAAGGUAAAGACAAGGCUGCGCUUCAGUUACUGGCUCGAGAUGUUGGUGACUCUGUCUCGGCACAAACAUAUUGCACGCAAGGGGGAGAGGUGAUCCCGCCCAAAGUCGCACAUGACGUUGCGUCUCACGUCCCCGAGCUUGCUGCUUGGGCGACCUUGGGUGACGUAGGGAGGAAGAGACGAGGGACAGUCGAUGCGGCUGUCCAGGAGGGAUUGGUCAUGCACCUUUUGGGAGUUUACAUGAAGGAAAGCAAUUCAGCCAAGCAGACUGCUUCUCUGCUGAAUGCUCAGUCACUCCAUCUGGAUGCACUCGAAGUACUCAAGCUGAUCCCACCCGAUUGGCCACUCGAAACUGUCUCCGCGUUCUUCCAACGCUCUCUCCGCCGACAGCUACAUGAUCAACAUACUUGGCAAAUCUUGAAAUCCAUCUCGGCUGGUCAAAAUCUCGCUGUAUCUGAUGAGUUCCUGAAUCAAGUCAGGUCGAUGCCGCCAAUAUUGGAUACCUCUGGACCUAAGAGCGACGGUUCAGGGGUAAGUCCAGGGUUCAGUAUACCCGAUGAAGGCAGUAUACCAGAGUCUGAAAAGGUGUCAGAGAAGGAAGCUGCGGCGGGACCAGGAGGAGGAGGAGGAGGAGGUGGUGGUGGUGGUGAUGAUGAGAAGCUCGCUCGAUCAGGAAGUGAAAGGACUUUGAAUGGGGCUGAGGGUGAAAAGAGGCAUACGAGCUUUUUCAGCCCUGAAGGGGUAGUCAAGGAACUUGCGGAAAUCAGAUCAGAGAGACAUGCUUCGUCAGAAGGACAACCUAGGUCAAUGGGAUGAUUGAUGC